Molecule: messenger RNA, 1023 nt
Organism: Pipistrellus nathusii (Nathusius's pipistrelle)
Lineage: Eukaryota; Metazoa; Chordata; Mammalia; Chiroptera; Vespertilionidae
Source: the annotation of a GenBank genome assembly
AUGUCUGGGUCCCGGAAGCCCAAGACGUUCAAGCUGCGGGCCUUGCACAGCCAGCAGAAGUUUGGGAUCGCGGGGAGGAGCUGCCAGGAGGUGCUGCGGAAGGGGUGCCAACACUUCCAGGUGCCGGUGCCCGGCUCCCGCCUGUGCCUCUGGGAGGAUGGCACGGAGCUGACUGCAGACUCCUUCUGGAGCGUCCCGGACAACGCGGAGCUUGUGCUGCUCACCGAGGGCCAGGCCUGGCAGGGCUACGUGAGUGACAUCAGCCGCUUCCUCAGCGUGUUCCACAGGCCGCACGUGGGGGUCAUCCAGGCCGCCCGGCAGCUGCUGGCCGACGAGCAGGCGCCGCUGCGGCAGAAGCUGCUGGCCGACCUCCUGCACACGGUCAGCGAGAACAUCGCGGCCGAGACCAGGGCCGAGGACCCGCCCUGGUUCGAAGGUCUGGAGUCACGAUUUAGGAACAAGUCGGCCUACCUGAGGUUCAGCUGUGCGAGCAGGAUCCGGACCUACCUGAGAGAGGUGAGCUCGCACGCGUCCGCGGUGGGCGCGCAGGCUCGGGAGGAGUACGUGCGGGCCGUGGACGCCAUGGCCCAGAAGCUCAGGGCCGCGCAGUACAACGGCAGCUACUUCGACAGGAGCACCAAGGCCGGCGGCCGGCUCUGCACGCCCGAAGGCUGGUUCUCCUGCCAGGGUCCUUUCGACAUGGCCAACUGCGCGUCCAGACACUCCAUCAAUCCCUACGGGAGCCGGGAGAGCCGGGUGCUCUUCAGCACGUGGAACCUGGACCACAUAAUAGAGAAGAAGCGCACGGUGAUCCCCGCGCUGGCGGAGGCGGUGGGCGAGCCGGCCGGGCGGCAGGUGGACUGGGAGUACUUCUACAGCCUGCUCUUCACCCGCGACAACCUCAAGCUGGUGCACGUGGCCUGCCACAAGAAGACCACCCACAGGCUCAGCUGCGACCCGCGCAGGAUCUACAGGCCCCAGGCCACGCUCACGAGGAGGAAGGCUGUGCGCAAGCGCCCGUGA